Messenger RNA from Patella vulgata (common limpet), 3066 nucleotides. Its product is annotated as elastase-1. Gene Ontology annotation, biological process: proteolysis. Lineage: Eukaryota; Metazoa; Mollusca; Gastropoda; Patellidae. Bases 161 to 1306 code for a protein of 381 amino acids. The transcript has 9 exons. Gene Ontology annotation, molecular function: serine-type endopeptidase activity. The record is from RefSeq and is a predicted model, not a curated record.
ACUACACCCACAUGAAGGUAUCCCUAUUGACCAAUCCAGAGUGGCCAAAUCAAACUGCGAGUAUUUACCAACUGUUGAAUGGCUUUGAGUUUCAGAGAAGAGUAACCACCAUCCGACUGGCUGUUCGGUGUUUUGUUUGCUCGAUCUGUGAAUAGUUUUAAUGAUGGCAGCUAAAAUUCUUUUUGGAGUUUUGAUGGCCUUGUCAGUUAUUCAGUCUUUUGGGUCACCAUUAACUACUAGUUUUGUGUUGUGUGAUUAUUUUGGUGGAAUAUGUGGAAAUAGUUGUGCUUUGUUUUAUUGGCAUCGUUUUAACAUAUCUCUAUGUCCCACACCAGGUCAUUUAUGUUGUACACAACAACCAGACAAUCAUGUGGAACAGACUGAUACCCUGCCAGAAACCAAUGACUCAAAUUCACCUGUUUUACCGGAUAUUCCAAUGAAAGAUGAAGCUCCGCGAAACACAUCUUCUCCAACUCACCUUCAAGAGCAAUGUGGCAAUACUCCGCCUAUACAUCGCCGUAAACGGGUUGUUGGUGGAACUGUGGCCAACACGGAUGCAUGGCCUUGGAUGGUGGCGCUGAGAUCAGUUCUUGGUGCUCACGCAUGUGCUGGAGCUGUUAUCGGAAGUCGUUGGGUUUUAACAGCAGCUCAUUGUUUCAGAUAUUUUUCCCAACCAGAAUAUUGGAGAGUAAGAACAGGGGAAUACAAUCUUUUACAGUUUGAAGAGUCAGAAAGAGAUAUUCCGAUAUCGCAGAUAUUCGUUUUUCCGAACUACACAUCGAAUGAUCCCGGUGUCAACAGGGAGAAUUCAACGUUACAUGCGCGUUACGCCCAUGAUCUGGCUUUGAUAAAACUCAGUGAAGAUGCUGAAGUUGUUCCCCUUUGUUUAGCAGGUGAAGCCCAAGCACUACCAGUCACCGAGGAAGAUCCAUCAGGGUUUAGAAUGGCAGCGGUUGAAGCCAAAGGAGAUUGUUGGGUAACAGGUUGGGGAACUACAUUAGAUCACAAUGAAGAUCAAGUAAUGAGACAAGUUCAUUCGAAUGUUGUUGAUCAUGAAAGAUGUGGAGAUAUGUGGCAGACCACCUUAGAGGAAGAUAUGGUCUGUUUUGGGGAUGGUAUCCGAGGACCUUGUGCUGGUGAUUCUGGAGGCCCACUGGCCUGUCGAAUGGAUGGCAAAUUCUUUAUUGUUGGCGUAGUCUCCUGGGGAGCAGAAAAUUGCAACAUGAAUGGAUAUCCAAGUGUGUUUGCGAGAGUUCUGUCUCAUAUGGAUUGGAUUGAAGCUACGAUGAACGGCAGUCGGUUAUAGUUAUUUUGAUGUGAACACAUUUCAUUUGAAUAUAGUAUAUUGACAACUAUGAUAACAAUCACUUACACGUCAUACGCAUAAUAUCACUAAGUGUAUAUAUUGGACUCAAAAUAGAGUGCAUAACUAAGGGAGUCGUUUUGAAUUUGAAGAGUUACAUCCCUUUGAAUUUUUUGAGUACGAUUAUUAAGUAAAAAUUUUCAACGGAUAUUAAUGGUUGACUUUUCGGAAACGAGAGAGAGAGAGAGAAAUGGGGUUUAACGUCCACUCGACACAAACUAGGUCAUUUCGGGACUAACACAUGGUUCAAUUUUAUUUCAAUAAUUCGCUUGCGCGUAGGGGUCUUUAGCAGUGGGAGGAAACCGGAGGACCCGGAGAAAACCCAUGAGGAUGGACAGGCGACCCUACUCCUUGCCACGUACAACCGGGGAAUCGAAACCCCGCCAGUUGACUCAAUGACAGACCGUAUGAUACAGCGCGCGCGUGCUAACCAUUCGGCCAUCCAACCCCCCCCCCCCCUUUAGGAAACGAAAUUAAAUCGGGUUUUACGCUCUGAUUUUCCGUACCGACCGGGCCAAUGAAGAUCCUACGGCUGGUCGAAUUUCAACUCAGAUGAGUUCUUUUACGUGUACGCCCACGUAUAGUCUACACGUGCCGUUAGUUUUUCGUCCCACCCGAAUGACAAGACGCUGACACAUGGCCCUUUGUACUGCAUCACUGAAAAGGGGAACCAGCCUGGAAAAUCCCACAAACACGGGGAUUGUACACUUGAACCCCUGGUUAAUGGGCUCUAUCUACUGAUCCACCACCACCACCAGAAAAUGGCUGACAAAAUCAACUCCGCUCUUUUCAAAAGACAUUGACAAUCUUUACUCAUAGUGACAAGAUGAUAGGGUAUGAAAUGUAUAGCACGUCUUUUAAUUAAAAACUGUUAUUUUCUUACUGAAGUAUUGUAAUAUUGGACCCGUUACACAUCGGAGUGGGACUGGAACCUCUAUUCACAGGAAAACAGGAUUCUUUUCAGUUAUAAUAGGUUUAAUAUAAGGAACAUAACGUAAGUAGAGAGUACAAUGUACUAUAUCAUAAUGGCCCAGGUACUGUACGCUGUAUAACCACAGGACUAGAAUAGGAGGUCAGCUCCCCUAAAGGCGUUCAGUGGUCACGCGAGUCACCGUUAUCUCAGGUCCUUAACCUUCACAGCAACAGGACCGCCUCUACUUUCUACCCCUCACAGCAGCUGGACCACUAGACAUCGCACCCCUCAAAGUAACGUAAACCCCUAGGACGCUGUACUUCUUUCAACAUCUGAACCCCCUAGACAUUGUACCUCUCACAGCAUCUGGUCACCUAAACUUUGUUCCCUUGGCGUCAUCUGAACCCCUACACUAUGUCGAGGGCCUGACAAAGACAGCUGUCUAGUCGUUCGGAUGGGACGAAAAACCGAGGUCCCGUGUACACAUUGGCGUGCACGUGAAAGAUCCCUUGGCAGUUGGAAUUCGAUAUAAGAGUAGGCCGUAGCGCCGCUGCCCGGGCAAAAUUUCACUCAUAGCACACUGUAUGGCGUAUGCCUGUCUUCAUUAGCCCAGGUUAGGAGCAGAACAGUAGGACGUUAAACCCCAUUUCAUUUCAUUUCAUUUCCCUACACUAUGCACCCCUAACAGCAUCUGAACCCCCUAAACUUAUUACCCCUCAACAAAACACAGACGUUAGAGUACAGAUUAUUUAUUAAACUACAGUAUACGUGUACAUAUCAAAAACAUACA